Messenger RNA from Brassica oleracea var. oleracea, 1386 nucleotides. RefSeq lists its product as uncharacterized. The record is from RefSeq and is a predicted model, not a curated record. The transcript has a single exon. Lineage: Eukaryota; Viridiplantae; Streptophyta; Magnoliopsida; Brassicales; Brassicaceae. Bases 1 to 1386 code for a protein of 461 amino acids.
AUGGCUGACCUCCUCCACAAAGCGAUAAGAGCUAUGUCCAUUGGUGAUGAUGAAGAGCCCCUUACCCUACCUGAUGAACCCCGUUUCCGUGUUAUUGAUGAGAAUGAAACUAGUAUCCUUGGCCGCUUGCUGAACCCCGAAUGUCAGUCCAUGGCUCGAAUGAUAGACUAUAUGCCUACAGCGUGGCGUGUUUACGGUCGUGUUCGAGGGAUUGCUCUCUCGAAAGACAGGUUCCAGUUUGUUUUCCAGCGAGAGGAAGAUCUACAGACGGUCCUCAAAGAUAGACCCUGGUCUUAUAAUCAUUGGGCUAUGGCUUUGGAGAGAUGGACAGCUAACCCUCCUGAUGACUUCCUCAAAACGAUGGAUCUGUGGAUUCGGAUUAGGCAUAUCCCAGUGGAGUUCUUCACUACUGAUACUAUGUACCGCCUGGCGUCAGAGGUUGGAAAAGUUGAUGUUAUUGCUUACGAUCCUAAGGUUUCCCAGACUAAGGACUACAUCAGAGCCAAAGUUUGCUUCAACCUGGAUAACCCGGCCAAGGCAUUCAGAAGAUUGAACCUCAAGUCUGGUGGGACGGUGAACAUUGAAUUUGAAUAUGAAAAGAUUCAUAAGAGAUGUUUUCACUGUCUGCGCCUUACCCAUGAAAAGAUCAGAUGCCCACUUUUGCGUAGAGGUGGUGUGAAGGAGAAACAAGUAUCUAAUGACCGAGAGGCAUUGCCUGAGCCUCGUCCUAAUCUUCCCAUUGUGAGAUCUUCACUACUGGAUGAGGGCCCGCCUGGUUUUCCUCCCAUGUUUCCGGAGCUUUCAAAGCAAGACCAAAAAAUGGCUAUGUUGUAUAUCUCACAUGCUGAUGAGACAGAACGCAGAGCUAGAAUCGAAAGAGUCAAGCAAGGUAUUGCUGAUAGUGCUGCUGAAGCUUCGGUCCGUAUCACUCGGAUUACCAAUGAGCUAGACAAAGGAAAAGGCCACGUUUUCUCUUAUCAAGACGAUACACUGGUCUCUAAAAAACAGAGACCCCUCUUACUUGGAGCUUACUCAGAAGGCUAUGUUCAAUCUCUGGAGGAAGGUGAGGCUGAUUCUUUGGCUACAAAUGGCUCCUUUUCGUCUGCUCCCAUUGUGGUUCUGUCGGGUUUUCAGCUUGGCCCUUCCUCGGGAGGGCGAGUCUCCGGGAACCAAAAUGCCAGCAAGACCCAAAGGAAGAGGCCUCCGUCCUGGAAGAGGAAACUCAAUACCAUUCGUGCCCAGGCUUCUUAUCCUGCUCCUUCUCAGCACCUGAACAAGGCAAAGAGAAAGUCUUCUCCCCCUCCACAGACAGCGUCCGAGAACAAAUCUGCAAAGCUUACAGACCCUACGGUGGCUUCCGUAUUGAAGCCGCUGCUCCCCCAAUGA